GAGAGAGAGUGUGGGGGGAAAGGAAGGGGGAAGAAAAAAGGAAGCGGUGCCAGGCUGCAGGCGAGCGAGGAGCAGCCGCCCAGGCGCAGAGGCAAGGUGCCGCCGCUGCCCGGCUGGCGAGGGCGGAGAGGCGCCCGCGAAGCCCCGGCCGCAGCGGCCCCAGCCCGGCAGCGCGGCGGCUCCCUCCCGGCGCCUUGGGCUCCCGGGUAUAUGUGUGCGCCUGGCCAUGUCGUAUCCUCAGGGUUACUUGUACCAGCCGUCAGCUUCCUUGGCUCUCUACUCCUGCCCGGCGUACAGCACCAGCGUGAUUUCCGGACCCAGGACCGAUGAACUUGGGAGAUCUUCUUCGGGCUCCGCUUUUUCCCCUUAUGCCGGAUCUACCGCCUUUACUGCCCCUUCCCCGGGUUACAACUCCCACCUCCAGUACGGCACCGACCCGGCCGCCGCCGCCGCCGCCGCCUUCUCUUCCUACGUGGGCUCGCCCUACGACCACACGCCGGGCAUGGCCGGCUCCCUGGGCUACCACCCGUACGCGGCGCCGCUGGGCUCCUACCCCUACGGCGACCCCGCGUACCGCAAGAACGCCACGCGGGACGCCACGGCCACCCUCAAGGCCUGGCUCAACGAGCACCGCAAAAACCCCUACCCCACCAAGGGCGAGAAGAUCAUGCUGGCCAUCAUCACCAAAAUGACCCUCACCCAGGUCUCCACCUGGUUCGCCAACGCCCGCCGGCGGCUCAAAAAGGAGAAUAAAAUGACCUGGACGCCCCGCAACCGCAGCGAGGACGAGGAGGAAGAGGAGAACAUCGACCUGGAGAAAAACGACGAGGACGAGCCCCAGAAACUGGAGGAGAAAGGGGACCCCGGCACGCCGGACACAGGAGCGGCGGAGCCCAAGGCAGCGGCGGGCUGCGAGCGCCUGCGGGAGACCCCCAGCCCCAAGGAGGCCGAGGGCGGCCUGAGCGACUCGGAUUGCAAGGAGGCGGCGGAGGAGCGGCUCGACGGGCUGGCCGCCCCCGCCAAGGCGCCCGGCUCCUCGCCGCUGGGGCCGUGCCCGGCGGCGCGGGGGCUGCAGCCGGCGGCCGGCGGCGAGGAGCCGCCGCACUACCGCCCGCCCUCGGCGGCCGCCGCGCCGCCGCACGCCGCCGACCUGCACCCGCUGCUGCCCGCCGGCGCCUCGGUGAUCCACUCCCCGCAGCAGGCGGCCCUGGCCAAGCCCAAGCUCUGGUCGCUGGCCGAGAUCGCCACCUCCGCGGACAAGUGCAAGGAGCCCGGCGGCGGCGAGGCGGCGGCGGCGGCGGCCCCCGGCCCCGCGGCGCUGGGCGGCGGCGGCCCGUCGCGCUCGCCGCCGCGGCCGCGCUCGCCGCCGGCGCAGUGCCCCUUCCCCAACGGCGCGGUCCUGCCGCGGCCGCUCUACUACACGGCGCCCUUCUACCCCGGCUACACGAACUACGGCUCCUUCGGGGCCCUGCACGGCCCCGCCGGCGCGCCCGCCGCCCCCGCCGCCCCCUUCAAUGGAUUAAACCAGACUGUCCUCGGCAGAGCCGACACCUUGGCCAAGGAGGCGAAAAUGAUCCGCAGCCAGUCCCAAGUGGACCUGUGCAAAGACUCACCUUACGAACUGAAGAAAGGUAUGUCCAACAUUUAAUAUCGGCUUCUUCUCCUUACCCCUCCUGGGACUGCGGUUUGGUUCUUUUUUUUUUUUUUUUUUUCCUUUUUUUAAUUUAUUGAAAGGAGUAAUAAAUUGCUUUGGCAGUUAUUUUUCCACUACCAAAAGAAAAACAAAACAAACAGAAAAAGACCAGCUUCCCCCCCCCCCGCCUGCCCCCAACACUCUGCUCAAAAGUUUAUAGUCUAUUGGAAAUGGCUGGGUGGAAACCGCUCAGAAAUGUCUUAACCGAGUGAAAAGCAAACGAGUGACACGCUCUCUCUCACACACACACAAAGGAGAAAGAUUUGUAUUAAAUCUUAUUCUGUAUAUUUAAUGUAGCUUUUUGUAUUUAAAUUGAUAAUACAGUAUCUUUGAAGUAAAUUAUGAAAUCAAGACACCUGUACAGGCAUUAAUGUUGUUUUCGUAAUAUAAAUAUAUACAUUUCUGUGUCUUUUUUCCG
Rhea pennata is the source of this 2111-nucleotide messenger RNA. It is a transcript of the gene IRX5, whose product is annotated as iroquois homeobox 5. The record is from RefSeq and is a predicted model, not a curated record. Bases 227 to 1648 code for a protein of 473 amino acids. Gene Ontology annotation, molecular function: RNA polymerase II cis-regulatory region sequence-specific DNA binding; DNA-binding transcription factor activity, RNA polymerase II-specific. Gene Ontology annotation, biological process: regulation of transcription by RNA polymerase II; neuron differentiation; cell development. NCBI's taxonomy places the organism in Eukaryota, Metazoa, Chordata, Aves, Rheiformes, Rheidae. Gene Ontology annotation, cellular component: nucleus. The transcript has 3 exons.